Molecule: messenger RNA, 930 nt
Organism: Striga hermonthica
Lineage: Eukaryota; Viridiplantae; Streptophyta; Magnoliopsida; Lamiales; Orobanchaceae
Source: the annotation of a GenBank genome assembly
AUGCAAGUGGCGAGAGGCGUGCAGUUCUCCACGGUGGUCGACGGCGAGCUGGCGGCGCUGGUCCGCCGGAACGCGGUGGUGGUGUUCACGGUGGGCGGCUGCUGCAUGGGCCACGUGGUGAAGCAGCUGCUGCUGGGGCUGGGCGUGGGGCCCGCCGUGGUGGAGCUCGAAGGCCAUACUAAGAAAAUUCCUUCUGGUUCUGCCAUCAGAAACCCUAAUAUCCAAUGGGUGCAGCAGCUCUUUCAGGACAACAGGAGAAGCUGGAACAAAGAGCUAGUGGAAAGCACAUUUCUGCCUGAUGAAGCUAAAGCCAUCCUUCAAAUGAAAGAUUUGGACCCUCACAAGCCUGAUUCCUUGCGCUGGGUUGGAGAUAGUAAAGGGAAAUUCAUAGUUGCAGACACCUACAAAUCUCUGAUUGAUAUCAAAUGGAAGCAACUGGACAUUCCAAGCUCAAGCACUAUCCACAAAGAAAUAAAGGAAACAAGGCAGAGGACUUGGAGUUUAAAAAUUAAAAGAAAAAUCAGACACUUCAUUUGGAGGGGACUGAACAACAUCUUACCUGUGCUGGUGAACCUUAAUUCCAGAGGCUCGAGGCUUGACCACAUUUGUAGCCUCUGUGGAGAGGCUGAGGAAUCCCAAGAGCACAUGUUUUUCCUCUGUCGCAGGGCACAACAUAUUUGGAAGCUAGCUCCUAUUUCAUGGGAGGGUCUGCACUCUGAAACAGAUAGCUUUAAGCAUUGGUGGAUCAAACUCUGCUCUAUUAACAAAUCCAAAAUUGUUGAAGAUAGAGUGCAGCUCACUUGUUAUCUGCUCUGGUGGAUGUGGAAAACCCGAAACUUGUGGGUUUUUCAGAAUGUUUGGAGAUCAGAGAUUGACACAGUGCGCCUAGCCUUGGCUGAGUGGAGAGAAUUUCAGUCUUGUUCCUUGUAG